Molecule: messenger RNA, 914 nt
Organism: Rhizophagus irregularis DAOM 181602=DAOM 197198
Lineage: Eukaryota; Fungi; Glomeromycota; Glomeromycetes; Glomerales; Glomeraceae
Source: RefSeq, a predicted model, not a curated record
AGAAAAAAAUCAAGUUUUUUUUAUUUUUAUGAUUCUUCCUUUUUUCUCAAAAAUUUAAUAAUUUAAAAAAAAGUCCUUUUUUAUAAAUAAAUAAAAAAAAAAAAAAUUCCUUUUUUGUAAUUAUUUACGUAUAAUGUCCGACCAAAUGAAUCAAGAAAGUAUUCAACAGUCAUUUCCUUCUAUUUCAAUUCCUGGUUCUAUUAAUAAUAAUGGAAAAGAAGAAAAUAUCACUUCUUCCAUAAAUUCCCUUCUUAAUAAUAAUCAUGAAUCUAUACCUUUAACAGCCACGAAUAAUCCUUCAAUUGGUGAUGAAACUACACCAGUAACCAAAAAACGUUCUCGAAGAACUGGUCGUCCUAUACGUAAUAAAAUUGUUAAAGAAUCAUCAAAUAAAAAUGAACCUUAUACAAUUCCUUAUUCAACGAGAUCUCAAACUCAACAACUUCGUCAACAAGCUUCUACCGUGACAGAAACUUCAAGCUCUUCAACCAUUGUAAGUAUUAAUGAAACAGAAGAAAGUACUAAUGAUAUUAAUAUGGUAAAUUCGCAAGUUCCUACAACAGAAAGAAAGAAACAUUGUUCCAAAUGUAAAGAAUCAGCAAAUAUUGCGAAAAUUAUCAAUUCUAAAAUGGAUAGAAUUGAAGAAUUGGUUAGAAAUCUAAAAAAAGUUACUGAUGAAAUCAGUCAGAAUAGUCAUCCUUCAUCAUUAGCCACUAGAAAUAAAACUUUUAAUUCAUUAGAUUUCUCGAGAAUGACUAUAAGUGAUUUACAAAAUUUGGUAAUGGUUGUAACUAAUACGAUCAUGACCACGGCAUCUACAGAAUCUUCUAAUUUAAAUAUCAUUAAAUCGGAAUUUGAUGAAGGAUCUCAAUUCUUGAAACUUGAGACUCAACAAUAGAUCAUUAUCUGAGGUU